AUGGCGACUUCACGCCCUACUUCCAGCGAUGAUACUGCCUCUGAGCAGUACACCGAGAAGCCUCAUGAUGUACCUGCGACGGAACCUACCGAUGCGCCGGCCGCCGAGCAAAAUACGGAAGUCGACAAGACUGCCCCUUUGGACCGGACGCCGUCGCAAGCAGCGCGCAUGGGAAAGAAGAAGAUUAUUGCUGUGAUGACAGCGCUAUGCUUGGCCCUGUUCUUGGCUGCUCUUGAUAUGACCAUUAUCUCAACCGCGCUCCCUACAAUCGCUGCUCAAUUCGGUGCUUCUGAAAGUGGAUUCUCAUGGAUUGCCUCAUCUUACCUGCUGGCAAACGCCGCCUGCAUUCCCCUGUGGGGAAAGAUUAGUGAUAUUUGGGGGAGGAAACACAUUAUCGUCAUGGCCAAUGUUGCCUUCCUGGUGGGCAGUCUGAUCUGCGCCCUAGCGAAGAACAUGGCUAUGAUCCUCGCCGGUCGGGCUAUCCAAGGUGUUGGCGGUGGUGGUAUCAUUAUCCUGGCUAACAUCAGUGUCUCCGAUCUGUUCAGCAUGAGAGACCGACCCAUGUACUAUGGUCUUUUCGGUGCAACCUGGGCCAUUGCGGGUGCUUUGGGCCCUAUUGUGGGAGGUGCCUUCACUACAAACGUCAGUUGGCGCUGGUGUUUCUAUCUCAACCUUCCCAUUGGAGGUGUUUCGCUUGUUAUCCUGAUCCUCUUCCUCCACAUCGAGUCUCCCAAGACUCCUUUGCUAGCCGGUCUGCGCAGCAUUGAUUGGGCAGGCACAUUCUUGAUCGUAGGUGGAACUCUGAUGUUCCUCUUUGGUCUGGAGUUCGGAGGUGUCAACUAUCCCUGGGCUUCCGCUACCGUGAUUUGUCUGAUCCUGUUCGGUGUGCUGACCUGGGGUAUUGCAAUGAUUUGGGAAUGGAAAUUUGCCAAGUUCCCGAUAAUCCCCGCAAGGCUCUUCAGUGAGUGGUACAACAUCCUCAUUCUGAUGGUCUGCUUCUGCCACGGUUUCGUUUUCAUUGCUGGUACCUACUACCUGCCGCUCUACUUCCAGACUGUUCUGCAAGCGAACCCUAUUCUGAGUGGUGUCUACGUCUUGCCUCUGGUCUUGUCUCUCUCGAUCAGCUCCGUCUUCACCGGUAUCGCCAUGAAGAAGACUGGUCGCUUCCGUGAGCUGAUCAUCGGCGGUAUGUUCUUCAUCUGCCUUGGAUUUGGUCUCUUCAUCGAUCUCAAGGUCUAUGCUUCAUGGCCUCGUAUUAUCAUCUACCAGAUCAUCGCUGGCCCCCUCGUCGCAUUCCAAGCUAACGUCCGCCCCGCCGACAUGGCUACCGCAACCGCCACAUUCGGCUUCGUGCGUCAGCUCUCCACCUCGAUGUCCGUGGUGCUGGGAACCGUUAUCUUCCAAAACAUCAUGGGCCAGCAGUCCGACAAAUUGAUUGCCUCCGUUGGCGCUGAAACAGCCGCCACCAUAUCUGCCUCUUUUGCCGGCUCCUCCAAAACUCUCAUCAACAGCCUCGAUCCCUCCCAGCGCCAGGUUAUCUUGGGUGCCUAUACCCACGCUCUCAACCGCAUGUGGAUCUUCUACACAGCCGUAGCAGCUCUCGGUCUUAUCUUGUCUCUGUUCAUUCGCCGCCGCGAGUUGACUACUCAGCACACUGUCCGAAAGACCGGCCUUGAGGAGCAAGAGCGUGCCCGCCAGGAGUUGAUCGACUCUGAGCGCAAAGAUGCCUCGAAGCCUGAGGCCGAGGUCUAA
Molecule: messenger RNA, 1752 nt
Organism: Penicillium brevicompactum
Lineage: Eukaryota; Fungi; Ascomycota; Eurotiomycetes; Eurotiales; Aspergillaceae
Product: MDR family MFS transporter
Exons: 5
Coding region: 1-1752 (583 amino acids)
Biological process (GO): transmembrane transport
Molecular function (GO): transmembrane transporter activity
Source: RefSeq, a predicted model, not a curated record